Messenger RNA from Carassius carassius (crucian carp), 1367 nucleotides. RefSeq names its product THAP domain-containing protein 10-like. The record is from RefSeq and is a predicted model, not a curated record. The coding region runs from base 48 to 584 and encodes 178 amino acids. The transcript has 2 exons. NCBI's taxonomy places the organism in Eukaryota, Metazoa, Chordata, Actinopteri, Cypriniformes, Cyprinidae.
UAGCAUAACAGAUAGCUUAGAGAAAGAGUAGAUAAUAAAUAGAUAAAAUGGUGUAUCGCUGUGUUUGUGCCGGGUGCAAGAACUCCAGCAAAACUGGACAUAGGGUCCAUUGUUUCCCUAAGGACAAAGGGAUCUUCCGAAGCUGGGUGCAAUUUGUCAAGAUUAGGCGGGCAGAUUUUUCAGCUAGCUCUGUCACCGCCUACUCGAGAAUAUGGAGCGCGCAUUUCAAGGAGGAGGAUUACCACUCAGGGGACGCCAAGAUGGUCGCACUUGGUUUAAAGAAUGAGAAAAUGGCAAAGUUAAUUCCUACCGCCGUGCCGUCUGUGAAUCCAAACCUCUCUGCUUGCCCUGUCCCGAGGUCAAGAGAAACCACCGUCUGCCGCAAGCGAGCUAUUGCCACGAUGUUGACUGACGUCUCACAGCAGGAGACCGUGGACAGUGUAGACACUGUGGAGAGUGUCGAUACUGGGGAUCAGCCCUUGCCCUCCUCCACUUCUGACGCUGAGACACAGUGUUAUCUGAAGCCCCCCCGAUGGUCUCACGGUAAAUCUUGGGUAUUUUUAAGGGGUAGAUAUUCUGUCUAAAACAUUGCCAGUAUCUAUGCAAGCAGGACAUUUCCAUACACAUUGAUUAAAUUAAUACAUAGCCUACACCAAAACAUAGCCGCUUAGAUUUGCCAUAAUUGUCACAUGUUUGGGUAUGUUUACUGCCUCUCCACCGCUGUGCAGGUUAACCUGAAGCCCAAGAUGGUCAGUGUGGGCACACAGACGUCAUUUAGCCCACAAACCUCCACUCCCCUCGCUAGUCCAGAACAGACAGAUGAAGAUGAUAAUGCCUCUGUCAUCAGUGAAUUAUCAUGGGCGCCCGAAGAGCCGAUGCAUGAGGAGGAUGAGGAGGACUUGUUUGAUAAGGAGCCACCUUACACUUGUGACCCCCACCACAAGAGAGAUAAUUUAAAACCAAUAUAUACCAUUUUGAAUGCUCUUUUUUUUUGUGUACUGUAGUUUGAAUGACCCCCCCCCCCCCCCCCAUUUAUUUUUUUGUUGUAGUGCCAUUGACAAAUUCAUUGUAUGCCAAGAGGAGCUGAUGGCCCUUUUUGCCAUCUGUCCGGCCUGUUGUGAGAGGUCAGAUAGUAGCAUCGUGCAGCAGGAAGGAACUUUUGUUAAGAUCAAGCAGGUACAGUUUUGUUUACGCAGCAGGCCAUCUGAAUAUAUAAUAAAUCAGAAUAUCUAAUUGCAAUCUGAUAGCUCUGACUGUCUUGCCAGUUAAUUUACAAUGUAUGUACCAGGCUGGGUUUAGUCUGUUGGUUUGUGAUGGCAUCAUAUUUGAGUGUUAUACUGUAUUGGUCAUGUGUGUUUCAUUAAAAA